AUGCGAACCCUCUUUUCAACAGAUUGUGUGAUCACCGACCGGGCCGGCGUGGUAGAAAAUCGACAUGGCGUCCACGCCGCCAUCGUUGACGCCCGCGGUCGCCUUUUGUUCGCCGUUGGCGAUCCUGCAAGGAUUACUCUCGUCCGAUCCGCCGCCAAGCCCGCCCAAGCAUUAGCGAUCGUUGAAACAGGCGCUUUGCAGAAAUUCAACCUUGACGAUGCCGAUUUGGCCCUGAUGUGUGCAUCGCACAACAGCGAAGACCGCCACGUGAGUCGAGCCCGAAGUAUACUAUCGACGAUACAAUGCCGCGAAGAGGACUUGCAAUGCGGCGGUCACCCCGCGGUCUCCGAUGUUGUCAAUCGUUCAUGGAUCAAGGCGGAUUUCACUCCAACAGCGGUCUACAGCAAUUGUUCUGGGAAACAUGCCGGGAUGCUCGCGGGGACGAAAGCUCUCGGCGCGGAUGUGGGAACCUACCAUCUACCUACCAACCCCAUGCAAGUUCGAGUGAGGGAAGCUGUGGAUGAAAUAUGCCAUCUUGAAGCCAAUGGAUCAUUAUGGGGAAUUGACGGGUGUAAUCUUCCAGCACCUGCUUUUCCCUUGCAUUGUUUGGCUCGUAUGUAUGCUGUCUUUGCCGAUGGAGCCAGUCAAGCAGUAUCUAACUACUCCGGGACGACUCCAAGGACACAGGCGCUAAGCCAGAUAUUCCAUGCAAUGUCUACAUACCCUGAACUUGUCGCUGGAGAUGAUCGUUUCUGUACGGUACUUAUGAGAGCGUUUCAAGGGCUGUUGAUUGGCAAGCUUGGCGCGGCCGGUUGUUAUGGAAUCGGCAUCAAGCAGACGGACCGGACCAGGGAGCUCGGGGCUGACGGCGGGCUUGGCAUAGCUGUGAAAAUCGAGGAUGGCAAUAUCGAGAUUCUGUACUCUGCAAUUACAGAGAUCGUGGAGCAGCUUCAAAUUGGCGAGCUGGAGAUGCGGCAGCAACUUUCUCGCUUCCAUUGUCCUGAUAUAAAGAAUACUGUGGGGAUUGUGACAGGGAAGACAUACCACGCAUUCAAAGUGCGCGCUGUGGGUGACAACGACCUUGCAUAG
Penicillium subrubescens is the source of this 1089-nucleotide messenger RNA. Its product is annotated as asparaginase. The coding region runs from base 1 to 1089 and encodes 362 amino acids. The transcript has a single exon. Lineage: Eukaryota; Fungi; Ascomycota; Eurotiomycetes; Eurotiales; Aspergillaceae. The record is from RefSeq and is a predicted model, not a curated record.